AUUAUCUUCUCAUCCAAUCCCCAGUUCCAGUGAGGCGCUUACUUUGCAUGAUGAGCAAAUCUCCAAUAUUGAAGAUUCACAAAUUGUAUUAUCUCCUCAUCCAAUCCCCGGUUCUAGUGAGGCACUUACUUUGCAUGAGGGAAUAAAUUAUGAGGAUAUUCAAAGUCCAAGUCUUAUUCAGCUAUACAAAAAAAAGGAACCAAAUGACCCUUUUCACUUUAUAUUAUUUAGGAUGACAAAUAUUUUGAUAAAUUUCAUAAUUGCUGUAGGCCCUUGUCAGCCAUGUACAAAUAAAUUUCAAUAUCCUGUUACUAACAAGAGGAGCAUGAAUAUAACCUAUUAUAGAAAGGUUAAUAUAGAUGGUUCCCUCAACCCCAGAAAUUGGCUAUCUUAUAGCACUACUUUAGACAAAGUCUUUUGUCUAUAUUGUAUUAUGUUUGGUGGCCCUAAGUCCAAUACUUUUUGGACUCAACAUGGGGUAAAUAAUUGGAAAAACAUAAAGCGUGACUUAGAGAGACACGAAGCAUCUUCUCUUCAUAAAGAUUGUGAAUAUGCAAACAUGACUUGGCUUGCAAAUAAACGCAUUCAAGAUCAUUUGCUAUCAAAUAAGCUUGAUAUAAUCAUGGAAAAUCGUAAUAUAGUUCAUAAUAUUAUCAAUGCCAUUAUGUACCUUAUAAAAUGUAAUAUAGCCUUUUGGGGUUCUAAUUCGAAUGAAGGUAAUUUUAUGUGUCUCAUAAAAUUAAUGGCAAAAACGGUUCCAACUUUACGUGCAUACAUGGAUAACAACGAAAAAUUGCGGAGAAAAAAAUCAGAUAAAAUUUCGAGACCUUAUAUAAAUUUACUGUCAUAUGGCCACGUGAAAAAAAUAACUGAAAUUAUUAAGAUAAAAAUAACAAAAAGCAUUAUUCAAACAAUUAAAGAGAAUCGUGCCUAUAGCAUCAUAUUAGAUGGAACAUAUGAUGUGUCUAAAAAAGAAUGCAUAGCUUUGCUUGUACGGUAUAUAGAAGAUGAUCUGCAUCCACAUCCUGUAUAA
Messenger RNA from Gordionus sp. m RMFG-2023, 1033 nucleotides. RefSeq lists its product as uncharacterized. The transcript is spliced from 4 exons. The coding region runs from base 233 to 1033 and encodes 266 amino acids. The record is from RefSeq and is a predicted model, not a curated record. NCBI's taxonomy places the organism in Eukaryota, Metazoa, Nematomorpha, Gordioida, Chordodea, Parachordodidae.